ACAUCAUCAACUCACUCUCCCUGCCAACUAUGAGUGCGGGCUGACAAACAAGAGAAUCUUUGCAGAUGCUGGAAAUCAAAGUAGUACACGCCGAAUGCGGGAGGAGAUCAGCAGGCCAGGCAGCAUCUAUGGAUAAGAGUCAACAGUCGGCGUUUCGGACCGAGACCGUUCCGGCUUCUGCUUGAGGUUGUGAGCGGUGAGGCAAUAACCCUUCAGUUCGUGUGCUGGUCCAGAUUCCAGUCUUUCCUGUCUCCAUAUGGCCACCUGUUAGCAUUGACAUUAAGGCUGAUUGGUAGCCAUUCCGUCCUUCAGUCGCUGACCGAACGGAGCUUCUGUAACAGUCUAACACACAAAAAAAACUGCUGGAGGAACUCAGCGGGUCAGGAAGCGUCUCUGGAAAGGAAUAAAGAGUCGCGCUGUUUCGGGCGGAGACCCCUCAUCGGGAUCCUUGGCGGUGAGCUGAAGGAUUUUAACGGCAGUUCAGGUUGUCUGCUGGAUUAACUGGACCCGCAGAUCAGUUACUGGGCGGGGGGUUUGGUCCAGCCGAACAGCGUGAGGGAUAUAGUUGCUAGUAAAGUCACUGGAGUGGCCUGAUCUCGCCUUCUUUGUGAGUGGACCCAGCCGCGGGAAGUGAACGCAGAUCUGAGGCACGCGUCGCGGGGAACGACCAACAGGCGCAUCCGGGCGCUUCUCGCCGUUCUCCUUGAGGUGGGGCAAAACUCCUCCUCCUGCGGGACAUCUGCUCUGGAGCAGGGACCUCCGCUCAGACGCUCGUGUCACCAGCUGCUGCAAGGUUGGAAAGAGUGACACGAAGUGCGUGGUUUCAGGAAAGCUGAAUAACGACGACUGUCUCCGGGGAAGUGGAACUGCCUGCAUUCUGUUGCCUGGUCGGCUGAAACCACGGCUAACUGUUGAUUUCAUGGGCACCCUGAAUGUCUGAAGGAAAAUGGAGCAGCCUGCCCGAAUGAAUCUCAGCAUACCGGAUCUGGGAAGCCGUACAGCCUAUAAUGAGUUGGAUGACAGUGAGAGGAGCCCAUAUGCUGUUGAAACACCAUAUGGGUUCCAGUUGGAUCUGGAUUUCCUGAAAUAUGUUGAUGACAUCCAGAGUGGAAACACCCUAAAGAAAGUGAGCAUUCAUCGCAAACCAAAGAUAAGGCCAUCAACGAGCACUAGUGGGUGGACCUCCACAGAAUCGCUGUCCUCCUCGACCAGUGAGGACGUUAAAGCUUUGCCAACAACACCAAAGUUUAGAACUCACACAGUUGCUUAUGAAAUAAAUGAUCCUGUGGCAAAUCAGCCCUCAAAUGCCACGUCGCCACCACCAGUCAGUAAUCUUCUUCCACCCCCUUCUCCAAGGUCUUCUCUGAGGAACAUUCGAGUGGAAAAGACUUUGCUAGAGACUAGUCGAAGGCUUCAGCAGGAACAAUUGUCCACUGAGGAUUUACCGAGGUGCGGACUAUCAAGCACUGGAUCCAAGUCGGGCAUAAAUUCGCACUGUCAAAGCCAAAGCUCCCCAUCGGCUCAAAAAAACACUACUGUAGGAAAUGGUGACGUUAACCCAGUGUCAAAUCCUUCAUUCACUGGCUUCUUCAGGUUUAGCCCCGUGAACUCCGGGAGGAGCUCGCCGGUCACAGGCAUCACACCAGCUCACCUUCAGCACAUCCGGGAGCAGAUGGCAGCUGGCUUGAGGAGGCUGAAGGAGCUCGAGGAACAAGUGAAGGUGAUUCCUUGCCUGGAGAGGAAGCUAACUGCAGUGAAUGAGGAGAAGCGGCAGCUUGUGGCAGAGCUGAAAAAAAGAAAAGGCUGUACUCCAUCUGAAGCAUUGCUCCUUCGCCAGCGGUCGUACAGCACAGGGAACGUGGCUCAGUACCAGCCAGAUGUCAAGACAGUGGUGGACCUUCAUAUUGACUUAGCUGGCGACAACAAUGAGAAGAGGUCCAGUAAAAUUAAAGAACUUAGGCGACUAACAGAGAAAUUGACGCUUGUUGAUAGGAACAAAACAUGCUCUAAAGUCUCUUCUCUGGCAACGUCUCCAACUGCCCCAAACAAAAAUGUGCUGUUGAAGUCCGUGGGUGCAGGGGAAGAAAUAGACAUGAAUGACGUUGUUUUCUACUACAAGUCAGAGAGGCCGACCGAAGAGGCAGCAGUUGGGACGGAGAUGGAGGUGACGCAUGUUGGCGUUGGAGUUGUUGAGACAAUGUUGGGCUUGACGACGGAGGCGCAGGAGGAAAUUGAAUUUCUACAAGAAAUUAUUGAGAGCCAGAAAGCCAACAUCUCGAUGAUUGAAGCAGAGUUGGAGGAGGCAACUAAUGAACUGAACAACCUAAAGCUAAAUGCACCUCUAGUCUCCUGCAAGAAGACUGUUGAUGCCAGUGUGAUGGUGCAGCCACACAUGGUCAACGUCAGCAUGGAAGCAAAGAUUCCAGUCGUGAGUCGAGCAGCCGGUGACCACUUGGAGAUUGCAGAUGCUUGUGUGGACUUUGCACCGCAGAUGUCUAGUGUAGGAGUCAGCUGCUGCUUACGAGUACACGACGUCUCUGUGGGUCCGGAUAGUCCGAUUACACAAGCGGACGUGGCUGAUCCACAUCUUGUGGAGAGUUUGGAUGUUCAUAGUCAAUGUACAACUGGAUUUAGACGGGAAGGGGCCAGUGAAAUACCUGAAGGUGACAUGAAGAUGAAUGCUAUUGAACUGGUUACAAGUGGCAGCGGUAAAACAGUAGAGUGCAGUCCAACUAUAGAAAUAAAAGGUUAUGACACCAGAUUGAAGGACGGAGUGACUAGAGUCAACUUAUCAAAAGACACGGUCCAAGAGAAACGUGUCGCAGUAAAACUCUGCAGCACAUCUUUGCAGGUUGUGUGUGAGAGGAAAACAAAUUGUCAAGAAGCUGAGGAAAAGCCCCUGGAACCACAGCACACUGUCAGCCCCACCAAAGGGGUUCUGAAGUCAAUCAUGAAAAAGAAGGAUGGAUCAGGCAACACUGAGCCAACUACGAGCAAAAAAAACCUACAGUUUGUAGGUCUUUUGAAUGGAGAAUAUGAAACAAGUUCAAGUGAGGAAUCGAGUGGUGAGGAGGGCUCCAUUGACAGAGUGAUUGUAAACAGUUCAGACAGCGAGUUGGGGAACUGCAGUGACACUUCGGAUGAGGAUGGCAUCACACGCCUGAAAGACAGCGACAGCAGUGAGAGCGCUGAGCAACGCAGGCACCAGUCCGGGAAGGAGCUGCCAGAGCAGAGCAAACAGAGGGAAGCAAAGAGAAUCUGUGAAGAGGAAGUCAAGGAGAAAUUUGAGUUGAGUUCAAAAAUGCGGGAAGUCUGCCUGAUUCUGAAAAAUCAUUUCAAUGACCCGUGCCCGGUGAAGAGCAAGGAGGUGAAGAGAAAAUCUGCAGAUGAUGGAAAGCCGAGCAACACACACAAAAUGCUGGAGGAACUCAGCAGGUCAGGCAGCAUCUAUGGAAAAAAGUACAGUCGACGUCUCAGGCCAAAACCUUUCAGCAGGGCUGGAGAAAAAAAGGUGAAGAGUGGAAUUAAAAGGUGGGAGAGGGGGGAGAGAAACACACUUAAAAUCACUAAUUAACCUAUUAACCUGCACGUGUUUGGAAUCAAAACCAGGUCAUUGGAAAUAUGAGACAUCUGCUCUGCUAGCUGUUUCACUCUGCUGCUUGACUAAUUAAAGGAUAAACAGUUAAUGUCUUUAUUGAAAGCACACUGUGCUGUCAUCUUGAAAUAACUAAAGAUGAUCAAUAAUAUUCAAUACCCAAAAAGUGUGUCUCUCCCUCCUCCCACCUUUUUUCUCCAGCCCUGCCAAAGGGCCUCAGCCUGAAACGUCAACCAUACCUUUUUCCAUAGAUGCUGCCUGGCCUGCUGAGUUAUUCCAGCAUUUUGUGUAUGUUUCCUCUCUUUAUAAUUGGGUCUCUGUUACCCUAUUGUAAUUCCACAUGAUUAAUUAUCUCCCAAUUCAUCAAACUUGUUCAACGCAAUUAUUUUGUCUUGACGUACACUAAUUGUGAACCUUUUAUUCUGGUUUCAUCCAAAGGCCUUUUGGUUCUUCCAGGGCCUUUUCUCUCUUCCCUGUUUUUAAUGCUACCUUCCCAUGCCAAAAUUAUUUUAAAACUACCCCCCCCCCCCUUCCGGAAGGAGAUAACAUUCCUGAAGAGACAGCUGCUCAUGGAUUGCUGACACCUAAGGCUCCUAUCCCAGAGCGUCUCAACAAAUGGAGCAAAGACCCGUGCUGGGUGACAGUGCACCUAUAGGAGGGGUAUGAAGGGGAGCGGGCCCAGCUGACGGAGCUGUUGGUGCUGUGUUAUUUGCACCCUGUGGCCAGCCUUUAGGACUGGCACACUCCGGAUUCCUGCUGUCAAUUAGCGAGGUUUUGGGUGACAGCCAGUGGAGGACUCUGCACCACUGAUUCACUGGUUUGCCUUUUCAAAUAUACCAAUAGCUGUACUAGACCCGCUGUGUUUGGGCUGUUGAACCAGGAUGUUAUCCUCAUGUUUUUGGGUCUUUACUGGGUGCCAGAGCAACCCCUAUCUGUUCAACUAUCGUACCAUCAGCUCUUCCCAGGUUCGACCACUCAGGUCCAAGGGAGGAAGCGGGUCAUGGGGAGACUGCCCAUGUAGCAUGGAAGGUCAUGAUUGAACCCAGGUCAGCAGCAGUACUAUCUGUGUCUUUGUGCCGCUUCCCUGUGUCCUGGGCGGGCCUGUGCCUGAUUGUCAGCCGCUGAUUAAGGCAGGGUCUCUGGAGAAGUCUGUCUUGGUGCGUUCUGUGGCCAGCUGGCUCCAGCUGCCUCUGAGCAACUGGUUUUGGGUGGGACCAGCUGAGGAAGAUGGCCGAAAAUCAAGAGCAGAACCGCCAGGAGCUCCCUGAGCACUCUUGCUGUGUGU
Molecule: messenger RNA, 4880 nt
Organism: Hypanus sabinus (Atlantic stingray)
Lineage: Eukaryota; Metazoa; Chordata; Chondrichthyes; Myliobatiformes; Dasyatidae
Gene: kank3
Product: KN motif and ankyrin repeat domains 3
Exons: 7
Coding region: 947-3574 (875 amino acids)
Biological process (GO): negative regulation of actin filament polymerization
Cellular component (GO): cytoplasm; cytoskeleton
Molecular function (GO): protein binding
Source: RefSeq, a predicted model, not a curated record